Molecule: messenger RNA, 1137 nt
Organism: Malassezia sympodialis ATCC 42132
Lineage: Eukaryota; Fungi; Basidiomycota; Malasseziomycetes; Malasseziales; Malasseziaceae
Biological process (GO): transmembrane transport
Cellular component (GO): plasma membrane; fungal-type vacuole membrane
Molecular function (GO): transmembrane transporter activity
Source: RefSeq, a predicted model, not a curated record
AUGUCUGUGUCACGAUACAGCUUCGGCUGGUAUCCUAGCAAGCUGAUUUCGUUGGUAAAUGUCGUCCAGCAAAUUGGCUGGUCUGCUGUGGGCGUCAUCACUGGCGGUCUUGCCCUGGAGGCGGUAGCGGAUGGCCAUCUUUCUGUCGCAGUGGGUAUUAUCAUUAUUUCGGUGGUCGUUCUGGUGAUUGGAAUGCUGGGACUGCGUGUAAUUUUACUGUAUGAACGCUAUGCCUGGAUGGUACUGUUUGUUGUCUUCAUGAUUAUCUUCGGCGAGACGGCCCAAUAUGUCGAUAAUAAAACACCUACGAGGCUUAAAGGUUCUGCCUUUAGUGGCGCUAUCCUCUCGUUUCUCUCUGUUGCGUACGGCUACAGCGCGUCAUGGUCACCGGUGGCCUCUGACUAUUACGUUCUUUUCCCUGCCAACAUCAGUCGUGUCAAAGUCUUUCUUCUGAGUUUGGUGGGUCUUACUGUACCCACGUGCAUUUCCAUGUGCGCAGGCGCCGUCACAGCGAGUGCGCUCAAUACCAAUCCGGCUUGGAAAGAGACCUAUGAAAGCGCUGGUGUGGGGAUGUAUCUUCGCGAUAUCUUAUACCCCAUUGGUUUUGCCAAGUUCCUACUUGUUCUUCUUGUACUUUCCAGUGUCGGCCUCAACCUAAUGAACACAUACAGUGGCACGCUGAGUGUCCAACAAAUCUCACCGAUCCUUGGCAAAAUUCCUCGAUUCCUUUGGUCGGUUGUUUUCUUUGGUGUCAUCAUCGCCUUGGGUCUGGCUGGUCGCAGGCAACUUAGUGCGUACCUUGAAAACUUCCUCGAUGUCAUUGGCUAUUGGAGCACGAGCUACGUGCUUAUCAUCUUUAUGGAGCACGUCUUUGUGCGCAAAGCCAACUUUGCUAACUACAACCUCACCGAUUGGAACAACCCUAAGAAUCUUCCACAUGGCAUUGCCGCUAUCAUCACCUUUCUGGUGGGCGUCGUUUGCUGGGUCAUGGGCAUGUCGGAGACGUGGUACGUGGGCCCACUCGCUCGCCUCUUUGAUGGCAUGGGUGGCGACGUGGCCAACGAGUUCACGCUUGUCUUUACGUGUGUUGCAUACCUGCCCCUACGUUUCUUGGAACUGAGAAUCUUCGGGAAAUAA